AUGCGCAAAACCUUUUCGCCCUGGCAACCAAUAAACAAGAUGGCGGCCGAUGAGGUUUGUAGCGUGGCUGCCGAGCUGGUUCAACUAGCCAUAUCCCAGAGCGUGGAGGAGCUGACAGAGAAUAAGAGCAGUACAUCAAACGUAUCAUGGCCCAGCAGUGGAGAGUUUACUGUCGAAGGCGGCCAAAGAGCUGUAGAAAAGACUGUGCAGGAAUGGAAGCUCAGUGAGAGUUGGAAGCACUGUAUUGACUACCUGGGGACCACACCAGGUGGAGUAAUGCUGGGAAGAAGAGAAAGAGGAGUGGAUGAGCUCCACUGCUAUAGAGUGCAGUGGAGCGAGCCCACUCGCUGUAAACCGGUGCCAACAACAACGGCUUCCGUAUACUUCUUUAUCUAUUGCCAACAGGGCACCCAGCAAAGCAAGCACCAGAGCCAAGUGCAGGUUUUCUACGUGCUCGAGGGCCAGAGACUUGUUCAUAGGCCCGAGAGGAGCUGCUUCCAAGAGAUAUGGUUACGCAACAUUAUUCAACACAAACUGUCGGUUGUUGUCACUACAACACCAGGGUGGGCUCCAAAUAGAACCACAGACACAAUCACCUAAAGUAAUGUACACUCUGCCGUACUGUGUCGUCUGCAUGUAUAAACUGUCAAUUGUUGAAACCAUGAAAAUAAACAAGGUUAAGCUACACACAGGUACACAACACAACACAACACACACACACACAAUGCAUACACAGUUAACACCAUGUUGAGCCACUUGCAUACAACAACAAUAUUAGCACCAGCCGUGUCACAAGGGCGUUUUAGUGGGUUUACAUUGGGGGGACAAAAUGUGGAGGAAGCAAACGGGAACAUAUCAACAGUCCUGGUCUGCAUAUCAGCGAGCUACGGUUCGAGCGAGUCCUUCUGAGAGGUACAUCUUUCCCUCGGUUGUAGUGGUAUAGAUGGGGGCUCGUCGGUAGUGCUGUAUUAGCUCAUCCAUAGAGUCAAACUUGCGCUGUCCGAUGCCUAGUCUGCCGUCUGGGAGAUUCUUGACGUUGAAAUGCUUGAUUCGGUCCGGGGCCUUCAUGGAUAUAGAAUAAUCACCGGGCUUUGUUUCACUACUCCUAACAAUGAACUGCCCAUGGGCGGCUCUCUGAUUCAGCAGCGUCUCGGCCUCCCUCCGUGCGACUCGACCGUGGUACCACACCUCGUGUGCAAACGGUGGCGGAGGGUGUGAGCUAAAAGGCAGCGAAGCCUGCGCUGAUUUAUGUUGUCCGGCACCACUACCCCCUCCACCCGAACCAAACACUGGUUCGGCAUCGUGGACAAUUUCGACGUAGUUUCUUGGUAUGAGCCCGGUCUGUCCGUUGGCCUUCCGAGCCUCCCACCAAUCAGGGUCGUCCUCCGGUUGGUCUACGAUGUCUAGGAGGUCUCCUUUUUGAAACGUUAGCUCCUCAGGGUUCCCCGAGUUGAACGAGUACAGUGCAAUGACACCGCAGACAAAUUUCUUCUCUCGUUGAGGGGGCAGAGCUUUCUCUGGUUCCACCUCUGCCACGCCCACUUCCUCGACAUAAUUGUAGGGGAACCACCCGAUUUUUGCACCACAGCGUCCUUUCCACCAACCGUCUGCCUCCUUUUCCAUCACGAUCACUUCGUCACCUUUCUCCAGACUCAACUCGUCUUCCCUGCUCCCCUGGUAACGGUACUUUGCUUUGGCUGUGAUGUUGAGGGAAGGACCGUUUGCUCUGUUCAUCAUAAGGUCAGGCUGGUGGUACAUGUGCGCUGGCUCGUCCGCUUUCAGGUCAGUUCGUCCAGAACUGGGAGCCGGGGUAGGGGCGGGUCCCUUUCCUGGCGGGUACAGAUAGUUGGACGGUAUGAGCCCGCUCUGUCCUUUGUCGUUGACCACUUUCCACCACAGGCCCGAAGAGUCGAGCACCGUGAGCGUCUCGUGUUUGACGAUGUCCAGCUCUUCGCUGUCCUUGGCCGCGUAGUCGUAGCAUACCACUCUUCUCUGUUCCGCCGCCAUAGCUAUACCUCGUCAGCGUGCCUCCUCCUCUCUCUCUGUCGUGCUGCGUCUCUCGAGUUGGCUUCGUCCACUUGUCGGUAGGCUCGUGCUGCUAGCUAGCAAUGCUGUGGUCCGGAGGCUAUGCAACAACAAGAUGGCUCGCCAAGCAUGAAGCUACAGUCCAGCGAGCUAGCGCAAGAGCAUGCAACGGCCGUAUACGGACUCCGC
Molecule: messenger RNA, 2214 nt
Organism: Geodia barretti
Lineage: Eukaryota; Metazoa; Porifera; Demospongiae; Tetractinellida; Geodiidae
Source: the annotation of a GenBank genome assembly